This is a messenger RNA of Striga hermonthica, 1269 nucleotides long. Lineage: Eukaryota; Viridiplantae; Streptophyta; Magnoliopsida; Lamiales; Orobanchaceae. The record is from the annotation of a GenBank genome assembly.
AUGGAGAGUGAGAAUCAAGUACUAGAAUCCCGAAAGAGUAGCUCUUUUCGCCGAUUAAGCAGAGGGGAUUCUUCUAGAAGGAUCUCUCUUCUUACGGACGAGGCAUUUGAGAACGAAUCUGUGUCCGAAGCAGGGGACAUUGGGGACCGAGCCCUUCACAGUAACAGAAUCAGUAACUCUCUCCCGGUUUUCGAAAACUCAAAUCCUGUUUCUGUUGAUGAAGUUGCUCAAUCUGUAGGAAAAAAAGAAUAUUUGCAGGAGGAGAAAGAUGUGCAUUGGCUUUUGCAAUACAUUACUUGCCUCCUUUCACUUGCCGUGUUCGGUAUUUUAGGAGUCGUAGCUCGAUAUAGCCUUGAGAAUCUCUUUGGACCCAAUGUAAUUGGUGCAACAAGUGACCAUAGCUACAUGUAUCUUGAUCUUCCUUCGAAUAUGGUUGGUUCUUUUUUGAUGGGUUGGUUAGGCGUUGUUUUUAAACCGGACAUUUUGCGAAUUUCGGACCAAUUAGCAAUUGGACUGACAACAGGUUUUCUGGGAAGCCUAACGACUUUCAGCGGUUGGAAUCAAAAAAUGCUUGACCUUAGUGUUGAGGGCCGCUGGGUAUUUGCCGUGCUCGGCAUAUUUUUAGGUUUGUUUCUAGUCGCGUAUUCAAUAAUUUUCGGGAUCGAGACUGCAAAAGGAUUCAGGUGGCUUCUUACAAAAUCAUAUAUAAGAUCAUUUUGCAGCAAAAAACCGUGCCUCAAUCCAUAUACUUCGAACGAGUCUCAUUUUCUGGUGACAUUCAUGGUGAUUCUUUUACUGAUGCUGGUUCUGUUGUGGGGUUUGUUUGGAACCUUAGCAGCGAAAGAAUUCGAAGAAGGUGGCAAUAGGGCGCUGCUGUUCUUGGGCUGUUUGGUGGGCCCUUUUGGCGUGUGGGCCAGGUGGUUCUUGGCCUGUUUUAACGGACGUGGCUUGGGUAAAAACGGCGUGGCAAAAUGGAUGCCAUUCGGGACUCUUGCUGCAAAUGUUAUUGCGGCUUGCGCAAUGGCUGCCCUCGCGACUCUUAAGAAAGCGGUUAAGACGAAGAAUUGCGAUACGGUGGCAUCUGGUAUUCAGUUAGGGCUGCUCGGUUGUCUGAGUACGGUUUCGACUUUUGUUGCCGAGUUUCACGCAAUGAGAGAGAGCGAUUGUCCGUGGAGGGCCUAUGCUUAUGCCAUAGUUACGUUUUUUGUAUCGUUUGUGUUGGGAACUUUGAUAUACUCUGUUCCUGUAUUGGCAAAGGGAUACAAUUAG